CCAAAUCCUCGCCUGAAUCCGGCGAAGCCAAGACCGAAACCCCACCAAAAACCUCUCCUCCGGCGGCGUCCGGUUUCCACCACCCCGCCAGCCGCCCCCCCAGCACCGACCAUUCCAGCUGUGUAGACCAUGCGCGGCCGUCUCGACCUCCUCCCGCGCCUAUUGCUCCGCCGCCACGCCCACCGGCGGUCCAAGCCCUCGUCCCCACCGCCCCCUCCCCCUCCCCCCAACCCGCCGCGCCCGCCGCAGAAGCCGGACCCCGUCUCCAUCCACGGGGAGACGUGGCACGACAACUACGCCUGGAUGGGCGCCCUCUCCGACGCCGCCGCCAUGCGCCACAUGGACGUCCACAUGGAGGCCGAGGAGAAGUACGCCGAGGCCUGCCUCGCCGCCUGCGGCGCCGACCGCCUCGCCCGGAAGCUCCAGCUCGAGAUGGCCUCCCGCCUCGCCACGGACGCCUGCACCCCGCCCGUCCGCUGGGGUCCCUGGCUCUACUACCGACGCGCGGACGAGGGCAAGCAGUAUCCCGUGCUUUGCCGCCGCUCCGCUAAGCUCCACAGCGAGUUUGUCUCGUACAGUGACCCCUCCGCUGGGUUUGACUUCACGGCUGGGAAGCGCAUCGAGCAAAAAUUGGUGGACUACAAUAAGGAGGCCGAGCGAUUCGGAGGAUACUCAUAUGAGGAGCUGUCUGAAGUAUCUCCAGAUCACAGGUUCAUUGCAUACACAAUGUAUGACAAAGAUAAGGACUCCUUCACCUUAAUGGUCAGGGACCUAGUAACAGGGACACUGUGUGAUAAGCCUCGCGCUGAUCGGGUAUCAAAUAUUUCAUGGGCUAUGGAUGGGAAAGCAUUGGUUUAUAUUGUUACAAAUGAGGAAAGAAGGCCGUACCGAUUGUUUUGCAGCAUGAUUGGAUCCAACAAGGAUGACAUUCUCAUUUUGGAAGAACCUGAUGAGAAUAUUUUUCUAAAUAUCAGGCAUACCAAGGAUUUUCGGUAUAUAACAUUAAAUGUCUUUUCAGACAUUCAUUCAAAGGUGUAUUUAAUAAAAUCUUCUGAUCCCUUGUCCCAAAUGAAACUUGCAUGGGAAGGGGAAUCCCAAGUUCAUUGCAUUGUUGAACAUCAUCGCGGACACCUUUAUUUGUUUACAGAUGCUGCAAGAGAAGGUGUCCCUGUUGAUUCACAUUAUCUAAUGCAGUCUGAUGUGGAAUCUCCUGGGCCUAAGAAUUGGAAGAAUGUUUUUAUCAAGGAGCCUGGUGUCAUUCUUGAAGAUGUUGAUUUUUGUGAUACUCAUAUGGUGCUCACUUUGAGACAAGGGAGAAAACUUAGACUUUGUGCAAUUAAUUUGCCUCUAACUGAAGGCAUCAAUGUACCUGCUCAUCUAUCAGAUUUCCAUCCAUUCGACCUGCCCCUUCCCAAUGAUGUGUGUCAGAUUGUAUCUGGGCCAAAUUAUGAUUAUUAUUCCUCAACAAUGCGUUUCACAAUAUCGUCACCUGUGAUGCCUGAUGCUGUUGUUGACUACAACUUAUUGAAUGGAAAGUGGCAGAUAGUACAACAACAAAACAUGCUUCAUGAACGAACAAAAGCACUGUAUGGUACUGCUUUUGCUGCAAAUACAGGCAGGUUAUCCUCAGAUAGAGCUGAUUUUCCAACUGAAGGUUUUGAAGAUUGUGCUUGGAAUGAACUCUCUGAAUACUAUGCUUGUGAAUACUACGAUGUUCCAUCAAAGGAUGGCGUUUUGGUUCCACUGACUUUAGUAUAUUCACGGAAGCAUAAGCAAGAUGGAAAUCCAGGAUUACUUCACGGACAUGGUGCUUAUGGUGAGGUUCUGGAUAAACGUUGGCGCAGUGAGUUAAAGAGCUUACUGGAUCGCGGUUGGGUGAUUGCCUAUGCUGAUGUUAGGGGAGGUGGAGGUUAUGGUAAGAAGUGGCACCAAGAAGGUUCAUGGACCAAAAAAAUGAAUUCUGUAUGUGAUUUCGUUUCUUGUGGAGAGUUUCUUCUUGAAAAGGGUAUCAUACAAGAAAAUAAGCUUGCUGGAUGGGGAUAUAGUGCUGGAGGGCUUCUGGUGGCUUCAGCAAUUAAUACUCGCCCAGAUUUGUUUCGCGCUGCUGUUCUGAAGGUCCCUUUCUUGGAUGUUUGCAGCACCCUUCUCCAUCCUAUUCUACCUCUUACAGCCAUUGACUAUGAAGAAUUUGGGUUCCCUGUGGACCAUGAAGAGUUCCUUGCUAUCAGAAAGUAUUCUCCUUAUGACAACAUUCAGAGGGAUGUUCCUUACCCAGCUGUGUUUGUGGCAUCAUCAUUUAAUACAAGGUUUGGUGUAUGGGAAGCAGCAAAAUGGGUUGCAAAAGUCCGUGAAAUUACUCUAUAUGAUCCAGAGCGGCCUGUGAUUCUCAAUUUGACUACAGAUGUUGUAGAAGAAAGCAAGUAUUUGCAGACUAAGGAAUUAGCAUUGGAGACUGCCUUCCUAAUCAAGAUGGUAAACAAUGUGUGAUCAGCAGGUUUUAUCUUUCAGGAUAAAAACCUGUUGCUCAAAGAUGCAAAGCUCAGGCUGACAGGCUGUGGUGGCAAUCCUCUACAUGCAACACAAUCUUAAGUAUCAAUCCAUUAAGUGGAGCUUUUAUGAGAAUACCUGAUGAAAUCAUAUGUGCAUAUCCUUGAAUCAUGUGACCAAUUCCCAAUUGGUCUGGUUGUCUGCCACCAUGGUUAGAUAAAAUUGAAUUUGGAGAACUGUAAUCUACUUAUUUCAAGGGGCAUGCUGAUGUUCGACAAGUGCACAGAACACACAGUAUACUGCUACUAAGUGUUGACAUGCCCUCCUAGAUGCUGAAUUUUACCUUUGGUGUGCUGCUACAAUUGACACAGUAUACUGCUACUAGGUGUUGACAUGCCCUCCUUGAUGCUGAAAUUUGCCUUUGGUAUGCUGCUACAAUGGACAUGUCUCAACUCAUAAAUUAGUUAUCAUCAAAUCAAGUUUUGGUCUCUUCAUUAUUUCAACCAUGGGAAUUGACAUUGAUUGCUGCAUCAAGUUAAUAGUACCAUAAUAAUCUCAUAUUGUAGAUUUGAAAGAGCUGGUAUCUAAAAUGGAGGCUAGGUGGAGUAGAAUUUGACUCAGACAAAGCCCGGCCGAAUGUACCACUGCAGUUUGGGCCACGGGCACUAUGGCAGAAGCAGACAAACAGAACAUAUGUGUCAGCAGCUACAAUUUCAUCCUGAAUCUCCUGACAGAUUAUGAAUGGCCAUCGGAGGGCAAAAGAGGGGGGCAUGUGUAACCUGAUGCUUUGUUCAAUAUGGGGAGCAUCUGGAAAUGCAAAUGCUAUAGCAGAUUACACAAAGGAUAGUGUGGAGAGAGAAAUUCCCUACAUUUGAGCAAGAGGGAGGUGAAAUUCCCUACAUUUGAGCAAGAGGGAGGUGUGUUUUGGUGAUUGCCAUUUUUUUUUGGUAUUGGCAAUGGGAUUGUUAGUUUGCUGGAGCACCUCCCAUUACCAAAAGAACAAGUUUUUAGUAUUGGGAUGAGGUAUAGGUAAUCUGCUGGAGAUGCUUGCAAAUCAGGCGUGUCAGCCCAAUGCAUUGGAGGCUUGGGUGGAAAGCACUCGUCUGUCGAAAGUGGAUCUGUUGUACAAAUACGUUUCUAUGAUCUUCAUCUCUAAAUUUAAUUAUGUAUAUGAUUUAUCUCAUUGUUGGAUGUAUUGAAUUUCACUUGUUCAAAGUUACAAUUCAGACAGUCACUGUGUUGACGUCUCGCAAGCCGGACCACAUUUGCGUAGUGUACUUUUCAGAGCAUGGACAGAACCAAUGUUGUUUCUC
Molecule: messenger RNA, 3800 nt
Organism: Panicum virgatum (switchgrass)
Lineage: Eukaryota; Viridiplantae; Streptophyta; Magnoliopsida; Poales; Poaceae
Product: dipeptidyl aminopeptidase BI-like
Exons: 12
Coding region: 130-2487 (785 amino acids)
Biological process (GO): proteolysis
Molecular function (GO): serine-type endopeptidase activity
Source: RefSeq, a predicted model, not a curated record